UCACCGCCGGACUGCUGUGGUGAUGGAGGUGAUGCUGAGGCUGCUGAAGGAUCGGGCUGGACUGGAGGUGUGUGACGGGGUUGGACGAUUGGCACUGGGGCUGGAGCCGGAGCUGGGGGGCUGGAUGGUCGGGCCACCGCUGGGCCCCUGUAACCUCUGAUGAGUUCCGAAGUCCCAUGUCACUGCAGAGGAGGGCGGGGAGUGACAACCGGGAGAUUCGCUGCCAGUCGGGAGCUGAUCGCUGGGCAACUCUCCGCUCUUCCACAUCUUCUUAAACUUGGAGCGCCGGUUCUGGAACCAGAUCUUCACCUG
Molecule: messenger RNA, 312 nt
Organism: Staurois parvus
Lineage: Eukaryota; Metazoa; Chordata; Amphibia; Anura; Ranidae
Source: the annotation of a GenBank genome assembly